This is a messenger RNA of Solea solea (common sole), 5369 nucleotides long. RefSeq names its product NACHT, LRR and PYD domains-containing protein 12-like. The record is from RefSeq and is a predicted model, not a curated record. Lineage: Eukaryota; Metazoa; Chordata; Actinopteri; Pleuronectiformes; Soleidae. Bases 73 to 4467 code for a protein of 1464 amino acids. Gene Ontology annotation, molecular function: protein binding; metal ion binding. The transcript has 14 exons.
CAUGAGACGGGAGGUCCAGGCUGCAGCCGAAAAGAGAAAGUCAGAAGAGACGGAAGAGGAAAGGGGAAGCAGAUGGAGGACGAGGACAGAGUGGUGUCCCACAAACGUCCAGACUUCAGCAGUCGUGAAGCUGAACCUUCAGACGCACAAACCAAACCUGGACCUUCUCCGGGACUCAGCAGUGAGUCUGUGAAGAGCGACGCUUCCAAAGACCUGCCUUUACUCCUCAGAACCAAACCUGGACCUUCUCCGGGACUCAGCAGUGAGUCUGUGAAGAGCGACGCUUCCAAAGACCUGCCUUUACUCCUCAGAACCAAACCUGGACCUUCUCCGGGACUCAGCAGUGAGUCUGUGAAGAGCGACGCCUCCAAAGACCUGCCUUUACUCUUCAGAACCAAACCUGGACCUUCUGCGGGACUCAGCAGUGAGUCUGUGAAGAGCGACGCCUCCAAAGACCUGCCUUUACUCUUCAGAACCAAACCUGGACCUUCUCCGGGACUCAGCAGUGAGUCUGUGAAGAGCGACGCCUCCAAAGACCUGCCUUUACUUUUCAGAACCAAACCUGGACCUUCUCCGGGACUCAGCAGUGAGUCUGUGAAGAGCGACGCCUCCAAAGACCUGCCUUUACUUUUCAGAACCAAACCUGGACCUUCUCCGGGACUCAGCAGUGAGUCUGUGAAGAGCGACGCCUCCAAAGACCUGCCUUUACUCUUCAGAACCAAACCUGGACCUUCUCCGGGACUCAGCAGUGAGUCUGUGAAGAGUGACGCCUCCAAAGACCUGCCUUUACUCUUCAGAACCAAACCUGGACCUUCUCCGGGACUCAGCAGUGAGUCUUUGAAGAGCGACGCCUCCAAAGACCUGCCUUUACUCUUCAGAACCAAACCUGGACCUUCUCCGGGACUCAGCAGUGAGUCUGUGAAGAGCGACGCCUCCAAAGACCUGCCUUUACUCUUCAGAACCAAACCUGGACCUUCUCCGGGACUCAGCAGUGAGUCUGUGAAGAGCGACGCCUCCAAAGACCUGCCUUUACUCUUCAGAACCAAACCUGGACCUUUAAGAGAGACGUCUGGGGUUUCUGUGGACGAGCAGACAACCUGCUGUUCUUUGUGUCAGAACGUCCUAAAGGAUCCGGUCUCUACCAGGUGUGGACACUGGUUCUGCAAAUACUGCAUCACCUCACACUGGAACCAGUCUGGUCCACCAGGAGACCUCUGCUGUCCUCAGUGUGGACAGAACAUCAGCAUCCCGACAGAUGUUGGUCUGCAGGAGGUUCUAGAUGAACAUAAGAUCAGUCUGAGGAGCAGAUUUGAACAUGUGACUGAAGGAACUGGUGGAAGAGGAAGUAGAACCCUCCUGAACAGGAUCUUCACUGAGCUCUACAUCACACAGGGACAGAGUGAAGAGGUCAAUACUCAACAUGAGGUGAGGCAGCUGGAGACGACCUUCAAGAAGAAGAUGGUCCAGGACACUCCCAUCAAGUGCUGCGACAUCUUUAAAGCCUUACCUGACCAGCAGGGGCGCAUCAGAGUCGUCCUGACCAACGGCGUCGCUGGUGUUGGAAAAACCUUCUCGGUGCAGAAGUUCACUCUGGACUGGGCCGAGGGUUUUGAAAACCAGGAUGUGAAUCUGCUGAUUGUGCUCUCGUUCAGGGAGCUGAACCUGAUCAGAGAUCAGCAGCACAGUCUUCUCACGCUGCUCCAUGUUUUCCAUCCAACAUUACAGAAGGUCAGCGCAGAGAAGCUCGCUGUCUGUAAACCUUUGUUCAUCUUUGACGGCCUGGAUGAAAGCAGACUCUCACUGGACAUCAGCAGCAGGACCCGGGUUUCUGGCGUCACACACAGGUCAUCAGUCAACGUGCUGCUGACCAACCUCAUCCAGGGGAAUCUGCUUCCCUCGGCUCUCAUCUGGAUAACCUCUCGACCUGCAGCGGCCAAUCAGAUCCCUCCUACAUGUGUUGACAGGGUAACAGAAGUCAGAGGCUUCACUGACGACCAGAAGGACGAGUACUUCAGGAAGAGAUCCAGAUCUGAAGAUCUGUCCAGCAGAAUCAUCUCGCACAUCAAGACGUCCAGGAGCCUCCACAUCAUGUGUCAAAUCCCAGUCUUCUGCUGGAUCAGUGCUACAGUUCUGGAGCACAUGUUGACCACAGAGCAGAGAGGAGAGCUGCCCAAGACCCUGACAGACCUGUACUCACACUUCCUGCUGGUUCAGAUCAUGAGUAAGAAGAACAAGUACGAUAAAGGAUGUGAGACGAGUCCACGGCAGCUGACGGAGGCUGACAGGGAAGUUCUUCUGAAGCUGGGGAGGCUGGCCUUUGAACAUCUGCAAAAAGGAGACAUCAUGUUCUACCAAGAAGACCUGGAGCGGUGUGGUCUUGAUGUGACAGAGGCCUCGGUGUACUCAGGAGUUUGUACAGAGAUCUUCAGAAGAGAGAGCGUGAUCUUCCAGAAAACAGUCUACUGCUUUGUUCAUCUGAGCAUUCAGGAGUUUCUGGCUGCAGUCUACAUGUUCCACUGCUACGCCAACAGGAAGACAGAGGUACUGCAGGACUUUCUGGGAAAACAAGAUGAUAAUUCAAUCCUGGAUGAAUUCAUGAAAGGAGCCAUGAAGAAAUCCCUUCAAAGUGAAAAUGGUCACCUGGACCUGUUUGUUCGCUUCCUUCAUGGACUCUGUCUGGAGUCCAACCAGAGACUUGUGGGAGGUCUGCUGGGUCAGACUCAGAACAGUCCAGAGAUCAUGCAGAGAGUCACUGACAACCUGAAGAGGCUGAAGGCUCGCAACAUCUCUCCUAACAGAUGCAUCAACAUCUUCCACUGUCUGAUCGAGAUGAAUGACAACACGGUGCACCAGGAGAUCCAAGAGUUCCUGAAUGCUGAGAAAAGACCAGCAAAGGAGGUGUCUGAGAUCCACUGCUCAGCUCUGGCCUACAUGUUGCAGAUGUCAGAGGAGGUUCAGGACGAGUUCAACCUGAGAACAUUCAACACAUCAGUGGAGGGACGUUUGAGACUGAUUCCAGCUGUGAGGAACUGCAGGAGGGCUCGAGUCAACCGGUUACGACUCUCACAGCCUCACUGUGAAGUCAUUGGCUUGGCUCUGAAGUCCAACCCGUCUUACCUGACACAUCUGGACCUGAGGUGGAACCACCUGGAGGAGUCAGGAGUGAAGGAGCUGAGUUCUGGACUGCAGAGUCCACACUGUUGCCUGGAGAACCUCAGUCUGAGCGAGUGCAGGUUGACAGAGAUCAGCUGUGUCUCUCUGGCCUCGGCUCUGAACUCCAACCCCUCGCACCUGAAACACCUGGACCUGAAUAAAAAUGAGCUGAAGGAUUCAGGAGCGAAGGAGCUGAGUGGUUUUCUGCGGAGUCCAGACUGUGGACUGGAGACUCUGAGUCUGAUUGACUGCAGUUUGACAGAGAUCGGCUGUUCUUCUCUGGCCUCGGCUCUGAAGUCCAACCCUCACCUGAAAGUCCUGGACCUGAGCUGGAACAAGCUGCAGGACACUGGAGUGAAGGAGCUGAGUGGUUUUCUGGAGAGUCCAGAUUGUGGACUGAAGACUCUGAGUUUGAUUGACUGUGGUCUGUCAGAGAUCAGCUGUUCGUCUCUGGCCUCGCCUCUGAAGCUCCUCCCCUCCAACCUGAGACACCUGGACCUGAGUGGAAAUGACCUGCAAGACUCUGGAGUGAAGGAGCUGAGUGCUGGACUGCAGAGUCCACACUGUGGACUGGACACUCUGAGUUUGAGUGAGUGCAGGUUAACAGAGAUCAGCUGUUCUCACCUGGUCUCUGCACUGAAGCUCCGCCCCUCUCCCGUGAGACACCUGGACCUGAGUAUGAACCCGCUACAGGACUCUGGAGUGAAGGAGCUGAGUGGUUUUCUGCAGAGUCCAGACUGUGGACUGGACUCUCUGAGACUCAGUAGGUGUGGUCUGUCAGAGAUCAGCUGUUCUUCUCUGGCCUGGGCCCUGAAGCUCCGCCCCUCCCACCUGAGACACCUGGACCUGAGUGGGAAUGACCUGCAGGACUCUGGAGUGAAGGAGCUGAGUGCUGGACUGCAGAGUCCACACUGUGGACUGGACACUCUGAGUCUGAGUGAGUGCAGGUUAACAGAGAUCAGCUGUUUUUCUCUGGCCUCUGCUCUGAAGCUCCGCCCCUCACAGCUGACACACCUGGACCUGAGUGAAAACCCGCUGCAGGACUCUGGAGUGAAGGAGCUGAGUGCUGGACUGGAGAGUCCAGUCUGUAGACUACAGACUCUGAGACUGAGUGACUGCAGUUUGACAGAGAUCAGCUGUUCUUCUCUGACCUCAGCUCUGAAGUCCAACCCCUCCCACCUGAGACACCUGGACCUGAGCUUCAACAACCUGCAGAACUCAGUGGUGAAGGAGCUGAACAGUCUGGUGAAGAGUCCAGAUUUCAGACUGGACACUCUGAGGUGGAGGCGGGACUUUCAGGACAGGUGGGUUUGAAGAGGACGAGCUGGUCUCUGCCUGGGUCAUGUGACUUCAGACCUUCAUCCUGUAGUGUCUGACAGAAAAAUCUGACUUUAUUAGCUACAGUAGCUGUUAGCAGCUACACACAAUCUAACCACGCCCACUCUGCUGUCUGUCUGUCUGUCUGCUGCUACAACCACAAACUCCACACUCCUCUCUGUAGCUGCUAGUGCUAACAACUGUAGCUUCUACAGUAGCAUCAGUGUUUGACUUCAACUUCUACAUUAGCUUCCAUCAUUGCGUGUGUCCAUUUAUCAAAGCUACCUUCAAGUUAGCCACUAGCGACAGUUGAUGAUUGUUUUAAUGAUGAAAUGUAGUAAAAUAUGAUCUAAAGUUUUAUUGUUGUGAUAAAAUUGAAAGUGUUAUGAUCAUUUAAUUAAUUCAUGAUUCUGUAUUUCAAUCAUUUCCUGUUUUAUUUUGUAUUUGGACUCAUUUCAACUUCCUGUUGUUUUUGACGUCAGCUGAUUUCACUCCAUUGUUUGGGCCUGUUUAUUUCAUGUUUGAUUAACAUUUCAUUAAUCUGCAUUUUUGACUAGUCCUCUGAGUCGUCCUGUGAAGCACUUUUCUCCUCUGUUUGAUGUGUUAUAGUUAUAGCGCCACCUGCUGAACUAGCAUUUCACUUGACAGUAGUUCUGAGAACUUUUUGAUUAUUUCAGCUUUGUCCACUUUGGUUCAUGUAUCUAUGGUCUAACAUGAGUGGGCGGGGCUUGUGGUCUAUACGGCAGCUAGCCACUAGAGGGCGCUCCUGUCAUGUCCAUUUUGAUUUACUUUGACAGAAAACGUGAUUGUUUUCAUAAGGAGUAAGAACAGGAAGUGUCUGUCAAACAGGAAGUGCUUUACAUUCACCAUGAGCUAAAGCUUCAUAAUAAAACAUUGUU